GCGAGAACAACAACUUGUUUAGGGAAGGAGAGACGACGACGACGACAUGUUAGUCCAAUUUUAAAAACAUAGAUAGUGGGAACGUGUUUUAUUAUUUGUGAAAACCCCUCUCUUCCAAGUCGAGAUGGUGUCUUAUAAGAGACUGAGUCCAGAGGAAGUCCAGUUCUCCAACGCUGCUGCUUCAGAGGAGCCUCCUGCACAGGACAUGGUGGAGGUGAAGGACCCAGAGGAGACAGAGCGCCCCCUGCUGCCUCGGAGGCCCUCAUGUUCUGCCACCACGGCACUUAUCUCCCUGGGCUCCCUUCUGCUCCUGAUCUGUGGCGUCUGGCUUCUGGGGACCAUCUUCUGGCUCCACGCACCAUCCAACAACGUCCCCCACAGGGCCCCGCCGCCCAGGGUCUCCCCAGAGAAGGGUGGGGGAGAUGGGGGUAGAGCCCUACCAGAGCCCCAGGCUUGUGGAGUGGUCCCAGAGGCCUGGAGGUUUGACUGCUACCCAGAGAGAGGGGUGGUGGUGACCAGGGAGUUGUGUGAGGCGAGGAACUGUUGCUUCAUCCCAGCCUCCUCUUCCUCCUCCUCCUCCUCCUCCACCGCCCCGGGGAGGAAUGGUGUCCCCUGGUGUUUCUACCCCCUGGGUUCCUCCUACUCCCUGGUGUCUGUUAACAGCACAGAGUUGGGCCAGACAGGAACUCUGGUGAAGGCAGUGAAGACCUACUACCCUGAAGAUAUUCUGACCCUACAGCUGGAGGUCCUCUAUGAGACGGGACCACAGGCUCGAGUCAGGGUGAGGAAGCACAGAGGAUACACACAUCACCGAACGUCUGAGUCGCGGUUCGAGGUGCAAUCACCGUAG
This is a messenger RNA of Coregonus clupeaformis (lake whitefish), 850 nucleotides long. Its product is annotated as lysosomal alpha-glucosidase-like. The record is from RefSeq and is a predicted model, not a curated record. Lineage: Eukaryota; Metazoa; Chordata; Actinopteri; Salmoniformes; Salmonidae. The transcript is spliced from 4 exons. The coding region runs from base 125 to 850 and encodes 241 amino acids.